GUUUGCUUACCAAUGGAUGAUGAAGAAGCAUUGGCUGGGAAUGCUUCUGGAAAUGAGAGCGAGAGCGACGUUUCGUCAAUGGCGAGUAAUCUCCAUGAUGAUGAGAUCGUCUCUUGGUAUUUCUCGAAAGAAGAGAUCGAAACUAACUCACCGUCAAGGCGAGAUGGUAUUGAUUUGACCGUGGAAACUCGCCUGCGCAACUCCUACUGUGCAUUUUUGGCAAAUCUCGGCAGAGUAUUGAAAGUUCCCCAGGUAACGAUAGCCACUGCUAUGGUAUUCUGUCACCGAUUCUUCAUUCGUCAGUCGCAUGUCAAGAAUGACAGAUGGACGAUUGCAACAGUCUGCAUGCUCCUAGCUGGGAAGGUUGAAGAAACUCCAUUGGAUUUACAAGAUGUCAUUGUUGCCUUUUAUGAAGUAAUACACAAGAAGGAUCUUGCUCGUUCUCAGAGAAAGCAAGUUUAUGAGCAAAAGAAAGAUCUCAUAUUAAGGGGAGAGGAGCUUGUUCUUUCUACAUUAAACUUUGAUAUCCAUAUUGUGCACCCUUAUAAACCUCUUGCAGAAGCAAUGAUGAGAUAUAUGCUUCCAAAGGCUAAUGCCCAACUUGCAUGGAAUUUUGUCAACGAUAGUCUGCGGACCUCUCUCUGCCUGCAGUAUACGCCUCAGCACAUAGCGGCUGGUGCUCUUUUCCUUGCUGCUGAUGUCCAAAAAGUGAACUUAAAAUUAUAUGCAGAGGUCUUAUGUCAAGAUUUUGGUAUCACAACUUGUCAACUAAAGGAUAUCCAAGGCCAAAUGCAUGAUCUUUAUGAGAGAAAGCAUAUUCCUACAUCUCAAGAAAGCUUAGCUGAAAAUACUGGUGGUGUAGCCGUAGUGCAUCAACCAGUAUCCGGAGAUACGGCUUCCAAAGAUAAGUGUCCAAGUUCUGAUAUUGAAGGAGGCUCAACCAAAGCCAAUCCAAGCCAGAGCAAUGAUCAUUCAGUGCACGAUGGGUCUAGACCUGAAGGCAUUGGCGAGGAGGACUCAAAAAGUGAAGCUGGAAAGAAUCGAGAUGACCAUUCUGUUCGUACUAUAAUUGCUGAGACAAGUGAUAAUGUUGGGGUCAGCCCAUUGGAGUAAGACUUGCAAGUGCAUCAAGAGGAGGUGGAGGCUUAAACAAGAGAAAUAGAAGAUUUCAUUUGACCACAGGAUUUAGCAGUACUGUAGUGUGUUUUUUUUUCCCCCGUCGGAUUUAGCGAAGUUAACCACAGGAUUUUAUUUUUGCAUUAAAUUAGCAAUAUAUUUAGCCACCUCCUCAGCAAUAUAAUUAUAAUUUGAAUUUC
Messenger RNA from Capsella rubella, 1316 nucleotides. RefSeq names its product cyclin-T1-2. Bases 13 to 1113 code for a protein of 366 amino acids. Gene Ontology annotation, biological process: regulation of transcription by RNA polymerase II; positive regulation of DNA-templated transcription, elongation. The transcript has 6 exons. Gene Ontology annotation, cellular component: cyclin/CDK positive transcription elongation factor complex; nucleus. NCBI's taxonomy places the organism in Eukaryota, Viridiplantae, Streptophyta, Magnoliopsida, Brassicales, Brassicaceae. Gene Ontology annotation, molecular function: cyclin-dependent protein serine/threonine kinase activator activity. The record is from RefSeq and is a predicted model, not a curated record.